UGCAAAUACAAAUUUGUGAUUUUUAUUUUAUUUUUUAGACGGGAUUACUAGUUCUGCGUUUGUAGACUUGUAUCACAUUUUAUUUAUUCUUUUGCACCAUAUAAUGUUUAUAAUGGAAAUCUGUGCGGUGCAUUUAAUAACCAUUGAGAAAAAACAGCCAUACAGGACCAUGAGAAAUAAAUAAAUAGCCAGGAUACACUUUGUACAAGUCUGACAGCCUGGGUCAAAGUCCAAAAGACACGUUUAAAAAAAAAAAAAAAAAGACAUUUAUAAUGGAGAUUCCCAUGUUUGUUGUGGAUGCCUUCACCAAUUUACCAUUUAAGGGGAAUCCAGCAGCUGUUUGCCUUUUGAAACACGAGCUGCCUGAUAAAGUGUACCAGGAGAUAGCUAUGGAAAUGAAUUUGUCAGAAACUGUUUUCAUCACUACAAUCAAGCCUUCUAAGGAUUUCACCAACGAUUCAAGGUUCCAAUUGCGUUGGUUCACGCCAACCACGGAGGUUAAUCUCUGUGGUCAUGCAACUCUGGCUUCUGCUGCUGUGCUCUUCAAACACAAGAAAAAUGUGAAUUCUGCUGUGGUGUUUGAGACUCGAAGUGGCGAUCUGACUGUUGUACCGCGAGGGGAGGUUUUGGUGAUGGAUUUUCCUCUCAACCCACCUACUAAGCAGACUCCGGAUGAUUUUGAAACCUUGAUCAAGGUGAGUGAAACAAAUAUUUCACGGUCAAGGCUUUUAUUUUUCAUUUCAUGUAUUCACGUGAGUCUUUUUCAGGCUGCAGUUGGAAACCACCCAGUCCAGGAUGUUUAUUACAGCACCAGUACUAAAAAACUACUGCUCCGACUAUCUGACAGCUGUGACAGGUCAGUGCUCACCAGUUUGCAAGUCAACCCCGAAACCUUACUAAGCAGUGACCAAAGUGGACAAGUCAAAGGCUUAAUAGUCACCGUGAAAGGAUCUUCAGACCACCAGUCGGGAUAUGACUUCUUUUCCAGAUAUUUUGCCCCUUGGAACGGAAUUCCCGAAGAUCCCGUCACUGGUUCUGCACAUACCGUUCUGGGCAGCUACUGGUCUGAAAAACUGGGAAAGAGGAAAAUGCUAGCAUUCCAGUGUUCCAGGCGAGGUGGAGAGCUGGAGGUCGAAGUGAGAGAAGAUGGAAGAAUCAACAUUGCUGGAAAGAGUGUCACCGUUCUGCAGGGAACAAUUACACUGUAGACAUUAGUGGUGUGACAAUACAGCAAUAUGGAUCGAAGGCCUUUGUAUGGAAUCGAAUCGUAGCAGAUUUGUAAUAACGUUUGGUUUUAAUGUUUUAAUCAGACCAGAGUUCUUUUUCUCAGAUAGUCCGUUUCGUUAUGUAAAUGUGAACGCCCAUUCGAACUCUCGUUCGGACCAAACAACUGACCUCUGAUCCGCUCAAAAAUCGUGGGUCUCAGUCUGCUUUAAGUGCACCCUGCUUCGCUUGUGAAAGCAACCAGAGCUGGGUGCACUUUUGCUAUUUUAUGUGCAGUGUCACAGCCUAGAGCUGUGAUGCUCUAGGGUGUGACGGUACACGCAGGGCACCCUUGGAAGCGGAAGUACAGUGCGCACACUUCAAAAUCAACAAUGUCAAGAUGACGGACGAUAAACCAUAGCCAAAUGUUGUUGUGCUGUGCUAAGCAAUUGCAUUUGAUACACAGAAUCAAUCAUCAAAUCAACAGGCACCAGAAACUUAAAAACAGCAAACGUGAUUGUUUAUUGUUUGUAGCAACUUCUUUAGUGGGUUAGAAAAUUGUUUUUGCCAAGCGGAAGCUAUGCAGAGGCUGGGUAGAACAGCACUGCUGCCCCGGGGACAUGGUGGACAUGCUCGCCGAGUAUGUUCGACCCAAACACUCUCUUGAAGGGAAGAAAAAGGACUUUUUCGGACAAUCUCAGUUAAAAUUUCAAGGCUCUGUGUACUCAUUGGUGGAACAAGCAUGGAGUACAAAAGUAUUUUAAAUUGACGCUUAUAAUUUCGUAUAUAGUGAUCCCUCGUUUUUUGCUGUUAAUGCGGACGAAUGUGUGUUCAAUAUAUUUAUUCAGAUUUAGCAUUGGAAAUAUAUGACAUUUUUUUCCCACUUUUUUGCCAAAAGUAUAAUUAGAAAAAAAACUUAUGCAUAUUUAUAUAUUUUAAUAAUUGGUUUUCAAGCACGAUACGUUUUAAACAUGUUACUGUCCCACCGAAUUGUUUUUAAACAACAAUAAAGUAGAAAAAUGCUACGCUUUAUUAAA
Molecule: messenger RNA, 2240 nt
Organism: Corythoichthys intestinalis (scribbled pipefish)
Lineage: Eukaryota; Metazoa; Chordata; Actinopteri; Syngnathiformes; Syngnathidae
Gene: pbld
Product: phenazine biosynthesis like protein domain containing
Exons: 9
Coding region: 273-1208 (311 amino acids)
Biological process (GO): biosynthetic process
Cellular component (GO): cytoplasm
Molecular function (GO): isomerase activity
Source: RefSeq, a predicted model, not a curated record